CCGGGGGUGAAAAGUAUGCAAACGGUCUCGACCCACACUCUAUGACAUGUACGUUUGACGGAACCAACUCCCCGUUCCACGUCGCUCGUCCCCAACGCCAUCUCUCCAUUGCAUUCUUCACCGAGCAUGAUCCCAUCUACCUCGUGGACCGAUGAGGAUUGGCGCGUGUACAUGGACACCCUUCCCUUUGACAAGAUCACCACGAAGAACCCACCCUUGAAGACGCUCAAGUCGGUACUGCCCUCGCCUGAUACUGUCCCCGAUGAUCCUCAUCCCGUCGCUGCCCUUGACGCGUCCCAUCCGGAGGACAUUCUUCUGCAGCCCGAGAAUAUGGCCGUGUUCAAGUGCGCGUAUCUUCCGCAUUCCCUUGACACCUGGGGCUGUGCACCGAAGGAGGAGGAGGAUGUAUGGCCGGCUUAUGGCUAUACACACCCUGGCGUCCGUUGCCGCAAUGUCGGAGCUGCGUGUACGGUCAUUGUCCGGAUCCAAGCCGUCGAUCAUAGUCCUUGGUCCAGUAUCGUCCUCGAUCCGUGUUGGCAUUGCGAGGUGAAGGGUCAAGCUUGCUCCGUGGCCAAGUCGGCGUUGUUCAAGGGUGGAGAAUAUCACCCGGCGCAAGCGCCGAGGCCGAGGCGAGAGCCAAAACGACGUCGCAUGGAGGUGUAUAAUGUAUGCAAAGAGGUGUGGUUAAGGCUGACGCUAGACAGGCCGGUGGACCAUCCGGCAGCGUCGAACCAGACGAAGCGAAUAGACCUACUACCAAUCUGCCAUCUAUCCCUGAAGGCAGCGAGGAGCCUGGUACGCCGAGCCUUGCAGACACGCCUAUCCCACUACGUUCCUCUGUCACCGACAUUUACAAGUCUCUCCACCUUUUGUCGACCUUUAUGCACGAUCAGCUGGAUCGACCAAGCUCUGAACGCUCCACUACCUUUGACGCGAUCCUCCAGGAUUGGAGACGGUCCUAUACUGGGCAGGAUCUGGUACGUGAUCUUGCAGAAGCGCGGGCGGAAGUGAAAGGGCUGGAAGACAAGGUAGUCAAGACCGAAUGCGAUCUCGCGGCGGCUCGUGUCCAGAUCGAAGAGCUGGAAAGAAGGAACGGGGUGUAUAGGCGGCAAGUACAGGUGGUCAGAGAGGCCGUAGGGGAGGACAUCUUGAACUGAGGGGUCACGGCAUGGCGACGACCUGUAGGUGUGGUGUUACGAUGCAUGGCUUCUUCCUUGAG
Messenger RNA from Kockovaella imperatae, 1219 nucleotides. RefSeq lists its product as hypothetical. The coding region runs from base 127 to 1011 and encodes 294 amino acids. The record is from RefSeq and is a predicted model, not a curated record. The transcript is spliced from 4 exons. Lineage: Eukaryota; Fungi; Basidiomycota; Tremellomycetes; Tremellales; Cuniculitremaceae.